Molecule: messenger RNA, 2270 nt
Organism: Clupea harengus (Atlantic herring)
Lineage: Eukaryota; Metazoa; Chordata; Actinopteri; Clupeiformes; Clupeidae
Gene: yrdc
Product: yrdC N(6)-threonylcarbamoyltransferase domain containing
Biological process (GO): regulation of translational fidelity
Cellular component (GO): cytoplasm
Molecular function (GO): nucleotidyltransferase activity; tRNA binding; double-stranded RNA binding
Source: RefSeq, a predicted model, not a curated record
ACCCGGAAAUGAUUUUCUUGCGCUCCUUCGUGAAAACAUUUCAUCAGUCAGUGGCGAUCAUGCACUGACUCGUGGAAACACAUGCCGGCUCUGAGACAUAUUUAUAAACAAAUAUUAUUUUCACAAAUUUGCAAGUUGUCUACAGCAGCGAUGAUAAAGUCGCCGACAGCAAAAGUCUUACACUUGCCACCACAGACGUCCAAUGGUUGUUUGUUGCAGCCGGAUGGUAUUCAGCAAGAUCAGUUGGACAUUCUGAAAUCUACUGUCAACGCUCUGAAGGAUGGGGAAGUGGUGGCUGUCCCAACUGAUACGCUGUACGGCUUGGCGUGUCUGGCCCAGAACUCUGUUGCUGUGAAGAAAGUAUAUGACAUCAAAGGCAGAAAUGGACAGAAACCCUUGGCCAUUUGUGUUGGCGAAAUCGAGGAGAUUUAUAAAUACUGUAAAGUUGCAGUGAAGAGGGAAAUGCUUGAGGACUUGCUGCCCGGCCCUGUCACACUGGUGCUGGAGAGAUCUGCGGAGCUGAACCCCGACCUUAAUCCCUUCACCCCGCUGGUGGGAGUGCGUAUCCCUGACCACCCUUUCAUGAGACGCUUGUGCCAGAUGUGUGGAGAACCUCUCGCCCUCACCAGUGCCAACAUGAGCUCCCAGACCAGCACCGUGGAUGUCCAUGAGUUCCAGGAGCUAUGGCCGAAGGUGGCAGUUGUGGUGAAUGGGGGCCACAUUGGAGACCAGAGCAGACAAGGCUCAACGGUGGUCAACCUGUCAGUCCCCGGCAGAUUCAGCUUAAUCCGCCCUGGCUGUGCCCUGGCUCCCACUUUGAAUGUACUCGACCGCAAGUUUGGACUGUUGGAGGACAGUGAGAACCAAAAGCUUUGACACCCGCUGAAAAAUGCAUGCAAAUCCAUGCAAACGCACAAUCAUCUCCACUCUCUGCUCUGCGAAAGACUGGAGGGACCUGCAGCUUAGAGAGACGAAAGACGGGAGAAGGGACCUUCGGCUAAGAGAGAUCAGGGAGAGGAAAACAAGAAGUCUGUUAUUUAUAGCACCUGUCCGGCACUUUGAUAUAUGAGCAACUCUGUGGGUUGUGUCGUCUUGGUGUUGGGGCCUGGUACUGUCACUGUCACUGGUCUACAAAGCGCAAGAAAAAUUGUACAAAUCCAUCUGGUUCAGUCUUGGUUAUAUGUUGGAGGGGUUCGGAGAUACUUGUCUAGGUGUACAGAGUUGAACAGAUUUCUUCUGAAAGUGCAUGGUGACUGUUGAAAUCUAUUGCUGGAACAUGUGGUAGGGACAGACACUUGGACCUCAAAAUUAUUAUUUUUAAACGAUGGUUGCACUCUGAAGAUGUAUUUUGUACUAAUGGCCCAGUUUGGUGAUGCAGUGCAUGGUGAACCCUGCAUAUUAAAUUGACCUAGGACAUGUCACUCCUUAAUUCAUAGAUUAUCUUUUUUUUAACAGUUUUUAUUUCCUAUUUAUGUGUACAUAUUUAUUAGAGAUUAUAACUGGUUCAGCUGUAAAGCAAAAUUUCUUGUAACUACUUGACUUGAAUCAGAUAUCUUCAUCAUACCGGUAAUCCUCUGUUCUCCUGCCUCAGAUUCUUUAUGAAACAUACGAAAAGGGGGUUGUUUCAUAAUGGACCAAAUUUCACCCUGACCUCUUUUUUUGGUCAUUUUCAGGAGACCAUAUGCUGCAAUCUUUCUCUCACUCAUUCUCCUGAUGGGUUGGUUUAUGGCAGCCUUAAACUGUGCCAAAACCUCUUUUAUCUGCAAGCCAAAAUAAAGAGAAGCACUAAGCCAUUUUAAGCUGGUGGUUUUCCAUCUGUUUUUAGAAUGCUGUCUAUGCAGAUUACCCACUGGUAUAUCUCCAGAUAAUCUUAAUAAUUGACAUUCAUUUUAAUAAAUAUUUAGUUACAUGAACAUCAGUGGUCAUCAGAUGGUGCAGAGUCAAUCAUGCCACACUUAAACUCACGAUCAGUUUAAUAUCCAGAGAGACACUGACAACUUAUUCUUUUACCCUUAAUUAUCUUUAUUUAUUUUUUCCAGAACUAUGAACACAAUGAUUUCAUAGAGCUUUUAUACAAACUGGUCAGGAAAAGCAGGCCGUAGUGGUUUGCGUAUGAUCACACCUUUCUGACCCAGCAGCAGCAGCACAUCUCCUGCCCCAAGUCCUGUCAUAACGGGUCCAGAAUGUAACGCUUUGAAAUGUGCAUGUUACACAUAUGCUUUUUGUUUUAAGACAUUGCAAUACAAUUAAAAAUAAUGUGUGAGAGAAAA